CUCUAAACUUCCAACUUUUUAAAGACUCGACCAGCUCUCUUCCUAUUCUCGUCUGUAAAUUUUAAGCAUUUCCGUCGCCGGCGAUCCAUAAUUCUGUUGGAUUCUGAAAAUGAGAUUAUCAAGUAGUCAAGCACUGCUAUAGUAUUAGUUGCAGUUCUUUAUUAUAGGCAGAAUAAACAGACAGACAAUACCUGCUACCGGAAAUGUCGGCAGUGAUAACUGGAGAUGAUUUAGAGACAUUAUCGAUUGGAAGCAGGCGUAGCAGUUUCCGGUCAGGGAGUCAGAGGAGCUGGACGUCAGGUAAUGGUGUGUUUAACCGGAGUCAAAGGCGGGAAGAGGAUGAGGAGGAGCUCCGGUGGGCCGCCAUCGAGCGGUUACCGACGUAUAGAAGGAUGAGAAAAGGGAUGUUAAGGCAAGUACUGGAUAAUGGCAGUGUUAUUGAAAGUGAAGUUGAUCUUAGAAAGCUUGGAUUGCAAGAUAAGAAAAAGUUAAUGGAAAGUAUUCUAAAAGAUGCUGAAGAUGAUAAUGAGAAGUUUCUUACGAGACUUAGAGAAAGAGCUGAUAGGGUGGGGAUUGACAUACCAAAGAUUGAAGUUCGGUUUGAGCAUUUAUCAGUUGGGGGAGAUGUGCAUGUAGGGAGUAGAGCUCUUCCUACUCUGCUAAAUGCUACUCUGAAUUCAGUAGAGACUGUUCUUGGGUUGAUUGGGCUUGCUCCAUCAAAGAAGAGAAGAAUCCAGAUUCUUCAAGAUCUCAGUGGAAUCGUCAGACCUUCCAGGAUGACCCUACUACUUGGUCCUCCUGGUGCAGGGAAAACAACAUUGCUGCUGGCACUUGCUGGAAAACUUGAUCAGGAUCUAAGGAAAUUGGGGAAAAUUACCUAUUGUGGUCAUGAACUGCAUGAGUUUAUUCCUCAGAGAACUUGUGCUUAUAUUAGUCAACAUGAUGUUCACCAUGGAGAAAUGACAGUAAGAGAGACAUUUGAUUUCUCUGGACGUUGUUUAGGUGUGGGCACAAGAUAUGAAAUGCUGGCAGAACUCUCAAGACGAGAGAAGGCAUCAGGAAUUAAGCCAGAUUCUGAGAUUGAUGCAUUCAUGAAAGCCACAGCACUGUCAGGCCAGAAAACCAGUUUAGUUACAGAUUACGUUCUCAAGUUACUUGGGUUGGAUAUUUGUGCGGAUAUUGUGGUUGGGGAUCAGAUGCGAAGGGGAAUUUCAGGAGGACAAAAGAAGCGUGUGACCACUGGAGAAAUGCUGGUUGGACCAGCAAAGGUCCUUUUAAUGGAUGAAAUAUCAACGGGGUUGGACAGUUCCACCACUUUUCAAAUUUGUAGGUUCAUGAGGCAAAUGGUUCAUAUUAUGGAUAUAACCAUGAUCAUUUCUCUCCUGCAGCCAGCACCUGAAACAUUUGAACUCUUUGAUGACGUUAUUCUACUUUCAGAUGGUCAGAUUGUCUAUCAAGGUCCACGUGAAAAUAUUUUAGAAUUCUUUGAAUAUAUGGGUUUCAGAUGCCCUGAAAGAAAAGGAGUUGCUGAUUUUCUGCAAGAAGUUACUUCCAAGAAGGACCAAGAACAAUAUUGGUACAAGAAGGAUCAACCUUAUUCAUUUAUCUCGGUUCCAGAUUUUGUGCAAGGUUUUAGCUCUUUCCACAUUGGCCAACAACUUGCAUCAGAUCUUAGUGUUCCUUACAAUAAAUCAAGAGCUCAUCCUGCUGCGUUAGUGAUGGAUAAGUACGGAAUUUCAAAUUGGGAACUGUUCAAGGCAUGCUUUUCAAGGGAGUGGCUGUUGAUGAAGCGAAAUUCCUUUGUGUAUAUAUUCAAGACUGUCCAGAUAACAAUCAUGUCAAUAAUUGCUUUCACCGUCUUCCUGAGGACAGAAAUGAAAGUGGGGACUGUGGCAGAUGGACAGAAAUUCUAUGGAGCUCUAUUUUUCAGUCUAAUCAACGUGAUGUUUAAUGGGAUGGCAGAACUCGCAUUGACAAUGUUCAGGCUUCCUGUUUACUUCAAACAGAGAGACUUCUUGUUUUAUCCAGCGUGGGCUUUUGCCUUACCUAUAUGGGUACUUAGGAUCCCAUUAUCAUUCCUGGAGUCAGGGAUAUGGAUUCUUCUAACAUAUUACACAAUUGGUUUUGCUCCUGCUGCUAGCAGGUUUUUCAGACAGUUCCUGACAUUUUUUGGUAUACAUCAGAUGGCUUUGUCCCUCUUUCGUUUCAUUGCUGCUGUUGGAAGAACAGAAAUUGUCGCGAACACACUUGGUACCUUCACCUUGCUUCUCGUUUUUGUGCUUGGAGGAUUUAUCAUUGCCCGAGAGGAUAUUGCACCCUGGAUGAUAUGGGGCUACUAUGUUUCUCCUAUGAUGUAUGGACAGAAUGCUAUUGUCAUGAAUGAAUUCCUAGAUGAGAGAUGGAGUGCACCCAAUCCAGACCCCAGGAUUGAUGCACCUACAGUUGGCAAAGUACUCUUGAAGGCUAGAGGCUUCUUUACUGAUGACUAUUGGUUUUGGAUUUGUGUUGGCACAUUAUUUGGGUUUUCUCUUCUAUUCAACAUUUUAUUUAUAGCUGCAUUGACUUUCUUAAAUCCUUUGGGCAAUUCGAAAGGUCACAUCGUGGAUGAAGGUAAGAAGGGAAAUUCAUAUUCUGGCAAACAUCAAAAAGAAGGUACUGAUAUGGCAGUUAGAAAUUCUUCAGAUGGUGUCGGUGCUGAAAGAUUGAUGACAAGCAAAAGAGGAAUGGUUUUGCCCUUCCAACCCCUUUCACUUGCAUUCAACCUUGUCAAUUACUAUGUGGAUAUGCCUGCUGAAAUGAAGAAGGAAGGAGUGCAAGAAAAGCGUCUUCAACUGCUACGAGAUGUUAGCGGUUCUUUCAGACCAGGCAUAUUAACAGCUCUGGUGGGUGUUAGUGGUGCUGGGAAGACUACAUUAAUGGAUGUCCUGGCUGGAAGAAAAACCACGGGGUACAUUGAUGGAAGUAUUAACAUCUCUGGUUACCCAAAGAACCAAGCAACAUUUGCUCGUGUGAGCGGUUAUUGUGAACAGAAUGACAUUCAUUCACCACACGUUACUGUUUAUGAAUCUCUCCUGUAUUCGGCCUGGCUCCGCCUUUCUAAAGAUGUAGAUACAAAAAUGAGAAAGAUGUUUAUUGAAGAAAUUAUGGAUUUGGUCGAGCUAGAUCCUAUAAGAGAUGCCCUAGUUGGACUUCCAGGUGUAGAUGGUCUAUCAACAGAACAAAGGAAGAGGUUGACAAUAGCUGUAGAGUUGGUUGCUAAUCCCUCCAUCAUCUUCAUGGAUGAGCCAACUUCUGGCCUUGAUGCCAGAGCGGCUGCGAUUGUUAUGCGUACUGUUAGAAACACUGUGGAUACAGGGAGAACAGUCGUAUGCACAAUUCACCAGCCAAGCAUUGACAUUUUUGAGGCUUUUGACGAGCUACUAUUAAUGAAAAGAGGUGGUCAAGUCAUUUAUGCCGGACCCCUUGGUCGCUUUUCUCAUAAGCUUAUAGAGUAUUUUGAAGCUAUUCCUGGAGUUCCUAAAAUCAAGGAUGGAUACAACCCUGCAACAUGGAUGCUUGAUAUAAGUACUUCUUCAAUGGAGACACAAUUGAAUGUGGAUUUUGCAGAGAUUUAUGUCAACUCCUCUCUCUACCAGAGGAAUCAGGAACUUAUUAAAGAGCUUAGCAUUCCACCAUCAGGCUCCAAGGAUCUUUAUUUGCCGACCAAGUACUCACAAUCAUUCCUCGUUCAGUGCAAGGCAUGUUUCUGGAAACAUCAUUGGUCUUACUGGAGAAAUCCUCAAUACAAUGCCAUCCGAUUCUUCUUGACAAUAAUCAUUGGAACUCUGUUUGGUCUUAUCUUUUGGAACAAAGGGCAAAAGAUAGGUAAACAGCAAGAUCUUAUGAAUCUCUUGGGAGCCAUUUACUCUGCAGUAUUUUUCCUUGGUGCAUGCAAUACUUCUUCUGUUCAGCCUGUUGUUGCUAUCGAAAGAACAGUUUUCUACCGUGAAAGAGCAGCUGGAAUGUAUUCUGCACUGCCUUAUGCAUUCGCUCAGGUGGCAAUAGAGGUCAUUUAUAUUGCAAUUCAAACUGUUGUCUACACUCUUAUCCUUUUUUCCAUGAUUGGCUUUGAGUGGAAGGUUGGGAAAUUCUUGUGGUUCUUCUACUUUUUAUUCAUGAGCUUUGUGUACUUCACAUUAUAUGGGAUGAUGGUUGUUGCAUUGACUCCAAACCACCAAAUUGCUGCCAUUGUCAUGUCCUUCUUCAUAUCCUUAUGGAACAUGUUCACCGGGUUUAUCAUUCCCAGGAUGCUAAUACCUAUAUGGUGGAGGUGGUAUUACUGGGCAUCUCCUGUAGCUUGGACAACCUAUGGACUUGUGACCUCUCAAGUGGGUGACAAGAAUGCUCUUGUUGAAAUACCUGGAGCUGGUAACAUGCCAGUAAAGGUAUUCCUCAAAGAAACCUUAGGCUAUGAUUAUGACUUUCUUCCAGCUGUUGCUGCUGCCCAUCUUGGUUGGAUUAUCAUUUUCUUCCUUGUGUUUGCAUAUGGAAUCAAAUAUUUUAACUUCCAAAAAAGAUAACCAGUUUCAGCAUUAUAAAUCUAUAGGGUUUAGCUCUUUAAAAACAGCCGAAAAUAUCAAGUAUUUACGUCCAUAACUGGAGAGACAAAAAAGUUACCCUUAAUUCUUUUUUGUACUUAACGGGCCCUCUUUUUUGCAUAUUCUUUUCCUUCUAAUACCUUGAGGAAAGAGUUUAACCUUUUCUUCUCCUUUCAUUUUGUAUUUGUGUUCUUUUUAUCUUUACCUUUGCAUACAGGCUGCAAUUAUAAUGUAAGCCAACAAAAUGUGUUGGCUAUCAGAAAACUGUAUAUUCUUCCUGUCAUGGAGUUGUAAACUUGUAAUUGUUAAUUCUAUGUGAAAUUUAGCAUCAAGGAUCAGAAGUUAAAACACAAAA
Messenger RNA from Ricinus communis (castor bean), 4932 nucleotides. RefSeq names its product ABC transporter G family member 39. Bases 204 to 4559 code for a protein of 1451 amino acids. Gene Ontology annotation, cellular component: membrane. NCBI's taxonomy places the organism in Eukaryota, Viridiplantae, Streptophyta, Magnoliopsida, Malpighiales, Euphorbiaceae. The transcript has 20 exons. The record is from RefSeq and is a predicted model, not a curated record. Gene Ontology annotation, molecular function: ATP binding; ABC-type transporter activity; ATP hydrolysis activity.